Messenger RNA from Aspergillus terreus NIH2624, 579 nucleotides. RefSeq names its product proteasome core particle subunit beta 3 (gene pup3). Bases 1 to 579 code for a protein of 192 amino acids. The transcript is spliced from 2 exons. The record is from RefSeq and is a predicted model, not a curated record. NCBI's taxonomy places the organism in Eukaryota, Fungi, Ascomycota, Eurotiomycetes, Eurotiales, Aspergillaceae. Gene Ontology annotation, cellular component: proteasome core complex; proteasome core complex, beta-subunit complex. Gene Ontology annotation, biological process: proteasome-mediated ubiquitin-dependent protein catabolic process.
AUGGUCGGCAAGGACUGCGUCGCGAUUGCCUGUGAUCUCCGAUUGGGUAUGCAAGCCUUGACCGUCUCGAACAAUUUCCCCAAGAUCUUCAACUACGGCCCCUCGACGUUCCUCGGAUUGACCGGUCUGGCCACCGACGUGUCCACCGUUUCGGACCUCCUCCGCUACAAGGUCAACAUGUACCGACUCCGCGAGGAGCGGAACAUCGCUCCCCAGACUCUGGCCAACCUAGUCAGCUCGUCGCUCUACGAGAGACGGUUCGGACCCUUCUUCGUCAGCCCCGUCGUGGCGGGCAUCAACUACACAACAGGGAAGCCUUUCAUCUGCGGUUUCGAUAGUAUCGGGUGUAUCGACUUUGCAAAGGAUUUCAUCGUGAGCGGGACGGCUAGCGAGCAGCUGUUUGGUACCUGUGAGAGUCUGUAUGAGCAGGAUCUGUCUCCCGAGGAUCUGUUCGAAACCAUCUCCCAGGCUAUGCUCAGUGCUGUCGACCGAGAUGCUCUUUCUGGCUGGGGUGCCCAAGUGUACAUCAUAGAGAAAGACAAGGUGACCAAGCGGCUACUGAAGGGUAGACAGGACUAG